Messenger RNA from Solenopsis invicta (red fire ant), 766 nucleotides. RefSeq names its product RWD domain-containing protein 4. Gene Ontology annotation, molecular function: protein binding. Bases 105 to 683 code for a protein of 192 amino acids. The transcript has 4 exons. The record is from RefSeq and is a predicted model, not a curated record. NCBI's taxonomy places the organism in Eukaryota, Metazoa, Arthropoda, Insecta, Hymenoptera, Formicidae.
AUAUGUAACAAUCUUCUAACUCCUAACCUUUAAAAAUAGGCGCAGUGAUAUUUGAGCGUGGUGCGAUCCGUGCGAUCGUUUGAAAUCUAGUCUAGAGAAGGGAGAUGAGCGAUGCCGAGCUCCAAGAGGAGGAAAGAGAAGUGUUACUCUCGAUAUACGACGGCGAUCCAGCUUUCAAACAGUUGACACCCACAACAUUUCAAUACAAGUAUGGAGAAGAUAAUGAUAUGAAAUCAUUUUUACUCGAAAUUUCAUGGGGGGAGACAUAUCCUACAGAAAAACCGACCAUCAAUAUGAAUACAUUUUACAAUAAACAUAUUGUAGAAGAGGUAAAGGACAAGGUGGUGAGUCAUAUAGAGGCAGAGGCUGAGCAGUGGUUAGGUAGUGCUAUGACGUAUACGUUAUUUCAAUCUGUCCAAGAACAUUACGUAGACUUGGUGUGCACACAACCAGAUUCAAUCACUGAUAUAAAUUUGCAUACUAAUAAGCUGAAAAUUACAGAAGAUAAUCAACAGGCUGAGGAAACAACAAGAAAACCGAAGAAGGAACAUUUAAGUAAAGCUCAGAAGCGCAGACAGUGGAACAAAGCAGAUGGUAAAGGAGAAAGACAACGAGGAUGGAACUGGGUAGACAUAGUGAAACAUUUGUCACAGACUGGACCUAGAACAGAGGAAGAAUCAUAAUUUAAGACCAUAAUAUUUUGUACAGUAUAAAAGGCGUGUUAUAUUUUUAUAAAUUGUUGGAAAUAAAACCAUUUCCUUAUCUA